AUGAGCAGCCCUACCGUCGGGUCCCUUCUGGCUGCCAUUGCGACACUCGUCAGCGAUGGCCUGCGUAUCUUGAAGUUCGCCGAUAAGCGCCAAUGGGGACCUGACGAGCACGAGCAAUUGCGCCUGCUGGAGGAUACUCUCGACGACGCCAAGAAGGACUUUCAGGAGCUAUCCGUCCUUGUCAACGGACAGCGCUAUUAUAUGAACGACCGCAAACCUCCGUCAAUAGCCGAGUUGCGAGCUUUACAGUCCAAGGUUGAGCAUCAUAUCGACAACUUUAAAGAUUGGGCGAGAACAGGCGGACCGAUCAAUCCGGUAUGGGCACGAGAAACGACGCAACUGCGCCGCGAACUGCAUCGCGCACAAUGCCGAGCGGCUAGGAGGAUAUUCGGGGCAGAGCAAGAGGCCUCGGCAAGAUGCCUGGGCGCCUUUCUCGUCUACAGAAAACAGCGGGAAUGGCAGAGUCGGCCAGCUACUUCGGAGGAGGAGCACCACCGACGACACGUGGAAGAGGUAGUAGCAUGCAACACGAGUGGCAAGUUCGAGCGGUUUGGCGACGGAGGCAUCGCAUUCGUUUGCGACUUUUGCGACGGCCAUCUUGUAUGGGAGGACUUGGAGAGCAUGCCAUCAUUACGGACAGCCGAAGAAUCCAGCACGCGCCCAGUACCGCCUAUUUCGCCCAUGACCGGGAUGCCAAAUUGGCAGGCGACCGGGUUCACCGCCGAUAAACGAAGAGAGGAGAAGACGGUCAUAUUUGCGCCUCUAGCAAUAGCGAAUCAUAUGGCGCCGUAUCAGGGAGACUGGGUAGCUCGACUCCUAUGUCCUUUCUGCGAUGAGGCGCCAUAUACCGAGGCAGGCGGUGAUAGCGACGAUGAAAUGCGGAAUGCCCAGGACGAAUCCGGUUUCGAAGAUCUCCAGGCCUUCCAGGAGCACCUGGAGUGGCAACACACAGCUGCAUCGAUACCCGCCGUCCCCUUGCCCAAGGCAGCCAAGGACUGCGUGGUGAUGUGA
Molecule: messenger RNA, 1011 nt
Organism: Colletotrichum costaricense
Lineage: Eukaryota; Fungi; Ascomycota; Sordariomycetes; Glomerellales; Glomerellaceae
Exons: 2
Coding region: 1-1011 (336 amino acids)
Source: RefSeq, a predicted model, not a curated record